Messenger RNA from Pyrgilauda ruficollis (rufous-necked snowfinch), 689 nucleotides. It is a transcript of the gene ZNRD2, whose product is annotated as zinc ribbon domain containing 2. The transcript is spliced from 2 exons. Lineage: Eukaryota; Metazoa; Chordata; Aves; Passeriformes; Passeridae. The coding region runs from base 1 to 510 and encodes 169 amino acids. The record is from RefSeq and is a predicted model, not a curated record.
AUGGCGCUCAACGGCGGUGAGCACUGCGAGGGCGCGGCCGCGGCUUUUCGGGGCGCUCCCUCCGCCCCCCCGGAGCCCCCCGGUAGCGAUCCCGGCACGGAUCCCGGGUGCGACGGCGGUGCCGGUGCCGCGGUGGCGGCGGCGAGGGCGGCGGUGCUGCAGAAGCUGCUCUCCGCCCCUCCCCGCCCCGAGCACUGCGAGGGCGCGGCCGCGGCUUUUCGGGGCGCUCCCUCCGCCCCCCCGGAGCCCCCCGGUAGCGAUCCCGGCACGGAUCCCGGGUGCGACGGCGGUGCCGGUGCCGCGGUGGCGGCGGCGAGGGCGGCGGUGCUGCAGAAGCUGCUCUGGGCCGCCCGGGAGCUGCCCCGCAGCGGCUGCGUGGAGGGCAGCGCCCGCCUCUGCCGCCUGGUGCGGGACUGCGCCCUCGCCCUGCGGGGGCUGCGAGACCUCGAGACCCCCGGGGGGCACGGCGGAGACCCCCCGGGGUACCUUGAGAGCCCCGCGACACCGUGAGAGUACCGGGGGGGCACGGCGGAGCCCACCCGGGACACCCCAGGACAUCCCAAACCUUCCUCCCGGAGCGCAGCGAGAGCCCCGCGACAGCGUGAGACCCCCGGGGGGCAUCCCAGACACCCCCAGACACCGUGAGACCCCCGGGACCCCCCCCAGGACACCCCGGGGCAUCCUGAGAC